Messenger RNA from Triticum dicoccoides, 2518 nucleotides. RefSeq names its product probable rhamnogalacturonate lyase C. The coding region runs from base 290 to 2323 and encodes 677 amino acids. Lineage: Eukaryota; Viridiplantae; Streptophyta; Magnoliopsida; Poales; Poaceae. Gene Ontology annotation, biological process: carbohydrate metabolic process. Gene Ontology annotation, molecular function: carbohydrate binding; catalytic activity. The record is from RefSeq and is a predicted model, not a curated record. The transcript is spliced from 7 exons.
CGGCUUAACGAACUCGUACGUCCGUCGGCGUCGACUCCGGCGCGGCGCCUUUAUAAAAAGCGGCAGAUCCAUCUCCGCGCGCAGCGAACCCGCCGCCAGCUAGCUUGCUUCGCCUUAAACUAUUCUUCCGUAACAAACAGCAGGGCAGCAGCAGCGGGAGCAGGAGCAGCUGCCUCACGUACAUAUAUACAAGCCAUGCAGCUGUGCGGCUGCUAGCUAGUGUUGCUCCAUCGAUCGGAUCCGGCAUAUCGACGACGUGCUGCGGAUAUAUAGCUAGGCGACGGCGCACAUGGCAGCGGUUCUGAUCCUCCUGCUCGCCGCGGUGGUGGGCGUGGCUGCGACGGUGGCGCCGGCGCCGGUGGCACGCGGCGCUGGCGUUAUGCUGCAUGUAGAGCAUCACCAGGUUGUGGUGGACAACGGCGUGGUGCAGGUAACGGUGUCCAAGCCGCAGGGCCAGAUCACCGGCGUACGCUACGCCGGCGAGCACAACCUCCUGCACUUCACUAACGACGAAAACUCUGGCGGGUACUGGGACGUGGUUUGGAACUUUCCAGGGUCCGGUCAUCCAAGAGGCAUGAUCGACAUGCUGGACAGCACAGAGUUCAGGGUCGUAUCGGCCAGCGAAGAUCAGGUGGAGCUAUCCUUCAGGAGCACCUACGACCCAUCACGCCUCAACAGCGUCCGGCUCACCGUCGACAAGAGGCUGGUGAUGCUGAGAGGCAGCUCCGGGUUCUACUGCUACGCCAUCUUGGAGCACGCGGGCAGCUGGCCGGCCCUCAACAUCACGGAGGCGCGGCUCGCCUUCAAGCUCAACACGGCAAGGUUCACCUACAUGGCGGUCUCGGACGAGAUCCAGAGGUACAUGCCCAGGCCGGCGGACCGGGACGCGCCCCGCGGCAUGCCCCUGGCGUACAAGGAGGCCGUGCUCCUCCUCAACCCCGCCGAGCCGCAGUUCAAGGGCGAGGUGGACGACAAGUACCAGUACUCGCUCGACAACAAGGACAACGCGGUUCAUGGCUGGAUCGCCGGCGCUCCCGGCUCGGCCGUGGGGUUCUGGGUCGUCACCCCCAGCAACGAGUUCAAGACCGGCGGCCCGCUCAAGCGCGAGCUCACCUCCCACGUCGGCCCCACCUCCCUCACCAUGUUUAUGGGAACACAUUACGUCGGGAAUGACAUCGUGGCCAAGAUCAAGGAGGGCGAACACUGGAAGAAGGUCAUGGGCCCGGUGUUCAUCUACCUCAACUCCAAGCCCGAGAGGCGGGACUUCCACGCGCUCUGGGAGGACGCCAAGGCGCAGGCCGAGGCCGAGGCCAGCAAAUGGCCCUACACCUUCCCGGAGUCGCCUGAUUUCCACAAGGCUAGCCAGCGGGGCUCGGUCACCGGCCGAUUGCUGGUCAGGGACAGGUUCGUGAGCGGCAAGGACAUGCCCGCCCGCCGUGCCUACGUCGGCCUCGCCGCGCCGGGGCAGCCUGGCUCCUGGGCCACAGAGAGCAAGGGCUACCAGUUCUGGGCGAGGGCGUCGGCGACCUGCGGCAGCUUCGCCAUCGGCAACGUCCGGGCAGGGGUGUACAACCUCUACGCCUGGGUCCCGGGGAUCCUCGGCGACUAUAUGCACACGUCUACCAUGACGGUAGAUGCCGGCGGCGCCGUUGCCCUCGGUGACCUCGUGUUCGAGCCGCCGCGGUCGGGGCCGACGCUGUGGGAGAUCGGCGUGCCUGACCGGAGCGCCGCCGAGUUCUUCGUUCCUGAGCCCAACCCCAAGUACGUCAACAAGCUCUUCCUCAGCAAGGACAAGUACAGGCAGUACGGGCUGUGGGACAGGUACGCUGAGCUGUACCCCGGCGGCGACCCCGUCUUCACCGUCGGCGAGAGCCACUACUCCAAGGACUGGUUCUUCGCGCACGUCACGAGGAAGACGAGCAACGGUUCCGACGCGGUGACGACGCGACGGAUCCGGUUCGGCCUGUCCCGCGUCGUCGCCGACGGCACCUACACGCUGCGUGUGGCCCUCGCGGCGGCCCACAUGUCGAGGCUGCAGCUGCGGGUGAACGGGGCGCCGGUGACGAGGAGGGGGUCGUCGGCGGACGCCGGAGUGUUCGUGACGCCGGACUUCGGCGACGGCAACGCGAUCGCGAGGCACGGCGAUCACGGCACGUGGUGGAGCUUCGAGUUCGGGAUCAAGGGGUACCUGCUCAUGGAAGGGGAGAACACCAUCAGCAUCACGCAGGUCAGGGCCUUCAGCGAGUUCAUGGGGGUCAUGUACGACUACAUCCGGCUGGAAGGGCCGCCCGGUUCUUGGCGAGAUCCCACACAACUUCCGUGAAUGAAUUUAUGUUUUUGCAAUUUUAUACACAAGUUGUAGAACGUAGGUAGUUCAGCGAGGAGUGCCUUUUCACCCCCGAGCUCACCAUCAUGCGGCCGGGUAAACGUUAAACAGGAAAGUAAAAGAGUAGAAAAAACAGAAAUAUCUGGAUUUUUUUUUGUUGCAACAAGCAUGUUUGAGUGGAAGAAAUGACAU